UAACUUCUAGUUUUGAUAUAAACAUUGGGCACCACGGCGAUAUCGCUUCUCGGAAAUUUACUGAUGAGAUUGGUCGAUUUAUCUCUGUUUCUCAUUGAACUCAAUUCAUGUGACUUGCUACCAGAAUGUAAACAAGCGAAUGCAAUAGAAGUGCUUAUUUUCAAAUGUACCGCUUCAUAUUAUUUUAACUUGGCUGUAUUAAAUUAUUUUGCGGAAUAACACGCAACGUUCCCCAACACAAAUAAAGAGUCUGAGCGUGAUAAGUAAACACCGUAAACACCAAAAUAAAUUUCUUCUUCAUUCAUGAACACCGGGUGUUACACAAGAGUGUUUUGAAUUGGUAACUGCUUCAGUAAAAAAAAAUUCAUCACCCUGCUUAAAAUGAACUUUCUUCGAAGUCGCUAUUCGGUGCUGGCACACACUUUCAGUCAGUAUUCAAAUACACUGCUGUUGAAGAUCGUCGUCUCUGGAGGUACCGAAAACGCGUAUCAUUUUGUUGAUAACAAAUCAUUACUUUUCAGUAUUAGUUCAAGAAGACAUUUUUCUAAAUCAACCAAACGGAAUAUGAGGUUCGUUCAGUUCACGGCGGGUUCCGAUGGCAUCCAGCGUCUUGGAGUCAUGUCGGCUAAUGGUAGUAACAUUUCCGACAUUUCCGAUAGCGCUGCAAGUGACUUGAUCAGCUUAAUUAAAUCUGGUGUAUCGUUGGAUUCGAUUGAACAGAAAGCCGCUAAAGCUAAAAUAUUUCCAAUUGGUGAGGUCAAAUUGUUAGCUCCAGUAUCAAACCCACAGAAAAUUCUCUGCAUUGGUUUGAACUAUCGGGGACACUGUGAAGAACAAAACAAACCGAUUCCGAAAGAACCGAUGUUUUUUAGCAAAUAUGCAUCGACCAUUGUUGGACCUUAUGAUGCAGUUGUGGCCCAUAAAAUAUCGAAUCAAAUUGAUUGGGAAGUUGAACUGGCAGUCAUCAUUGGGAAGGAGGCGAAACAUGUGACAAAAGCUAACGCUUUGAACUACGUGUUUGGUUACACAGUGGCACAGGAUAUUUCAGCUCGUGAUUGGCAAAAAAGUCGCAACGGAGGUCAAUUCUUAAUUGGUAAAUCUAUGGACACCUUCUGCCCUCUGGGGCCGGCUGUGGUACACAAAUCGUUAAUCAAAGAUCCAGAAAAUCUGGCCAUCAAAUGCUUCGUCAAUGGGGUGGAAAAGCAGAAUGGUAACACAAGUGAGCUGGUCUUCAAAAUAGACGAUAUCAUCGAACAAGUUACGCAAUCAAUAACAUUGUUACCUGGAGAUGUGAUUCUAACAGGAACACCGGCCGGUGUAGGAAUGCACCGUAAUCCUCCGGAAUUUCUACAUCCUGGAGACGUCAUCGAAAGCGAAAUCGAGAAAAUUGGACGAAUUAAAAACAGUGUAGUCACUGACCAAUGAGAUUAUAAAAAGGGUGGUCUGUUUCUUUUUAAAUAGUUAUUUACCAAGAAUUUUUCUAAUUUCAAUAAAGAAUAUUUUUACUGCCCCACUGAAAA
This is a messenger RNA of Malaya genurostris, 1520 nucleotides long. Its product is annotated as fumarylacetoacetate hydrolase domain-containing protein 2A. Lineage: Eukaryota; Metazoa; Arthropoda; Insecta; Diptera; Culicidae. The record is from RefSeq and is a predicted model, not a curated record. Gene Ontology annotation, molecular function: hydro-lyase activity. Bases 382 to 1425 code for a protein of 347 amino acids. The transcript has 7 exons.